Messenger RNA from Cylicocyclus nassatus, 723 nucleotides. NCBI's taxonomy places the organism in Eukaryota, Metazoa, Nematoda, Chromadorea, Rhabditida, Strongylidae. The record is from the annotation of a GenBank genome assembly.
AUUUCUGGGAGUGCGAGACUUCAACCUAAAAAGUCAAACAAACAUUUCUAGCAUUAUAUUCUCUAUCCACCUCUUUAAAAUACUUUCACUGCCAUAUGAACUCUUAUUUCAUCCUGCUGAAUUCGUUACUGCUGCUUUUAACAACCUUUGAAUCUACUGAAGCUCAAGGAUAUGGAGGCCUGAUUCCAGGUUUGGGAACUGGAGGCAUAUUCCCAAGUAUAGGAAGUGGAGGAUGCUGUUGCUGCUGUUGCUGUUGCUGUUGCCCAACCGUGGUUGUAACACCGCCACCAACGCCACCACCUGUAGUAUAUCGUCCAUGUUGCUGCUGUGUCCCGGCAGGAUAAGUAUAGCCUCUAAUAAUGUCAGCCACUACCUAUCGCUACCUUAUGGAUAUGAAGUGGCAGCCUUACAUUCCGUUUCAUAAAGCUAUGCAUCGAUUAGCGCUACACUGGACAGCCGUCGCAGCACCAACCGGUGGAGAUGGAGGACAUCAGUUGUUCGUGUAUCGUCAUGUGCUGUCUCUGCUGCAGGCAUAGGUGCUUUUAUGUAGCAUAAAUUAUGUAAAUAAAAUAGAUAGUAUAUGUGCUUUAUGCUGUAAAAUUGUGACGAUUAGUCAAAGCAGUUGUCAGAAAAGUUUAUUGGCUUUGCUAUCAUGAAGAAAUUGUCAGUAAUGUUAAUAAUGAACUUGUAGUGUAAUCUUUGCUAUAAAAUUCGUGAUAAUCA